AUGCAGAUCCCGUUCCCGCAGCCCAUAAACACCACGUCUCCAAUAUCCGUCGUGUUUCGCCAACGACAGCCUGGCUCAUGCAAGCCAAUUGCUAAUAUGUCCUUCCUACCACGAUUAAAAUUGCCUGGUGCAUUGAGUCUCGUUCAUAAGUAUUGUCUGAUCACGAGUUUACUAUUCUGGCAGACUACGAUAGCGGGGAAGGACGAUUAUGGUGGUGGAUAUAGCUAUGGACAAGCUAUUCCGGUAACUUGUCUCAAUCGGUCGAUCGAAACAGGAGACCAUGUCGAAGACACCCUAGGUAAACUCCAAUACAUACCCUUUCCGACCUGCAACGAGACCGGUCUUCCCCUAUCACUACGCUAUGGCAUCUCGGAAACCGUCACCUGCACGAUCGCCUCAUUACCGGAUACCAUGUACCAUCUCCUGGAAUACUACGUCCACUCUGAUGUGCCGUUGAGUUGUCACAUACCCACCGUGCCUCUUAGGGGAUUCUCUGAACAGAAACAGAAGCAGGAAGAGGAUGAGGAUGAAAGGAAGGAGUCAGACGGCGGCAAUAAUGACAAUAAUAAUAGUGUCUUCAGCGGCGAACAACCCUAUACACCCCUUACGAUCGCCGUGCAGGGAACCCUCCAGAAAAGCCACCUGCAUAUCUGGACCGAUAUGAAUCUCAUUAUGCAUAGUAUUGCGUCUACUCCACAGAAGAAUAAGAAGAAGAGGAAUACAAGGGCAGCGCCGGGGUAUGCCGUUGCGGGGACGGCGUAUUCAUUACCUGAGUACGACGGGGAGGGUGCACAAUCACAAUCAAAAUCGCCGUCGUCGUCUGAUGACAAGACCCCGAAGCCCAUCGACGAAAAAGCAGUCAUCAAGGCAGCCAGGGACCCAUGGACAUCCGGACAUGGCACGAAAGUAAUCCGCGGGGAGCCCCUAACGUUUACAUUCCAUGUUGGCUGGAUUGAAGGCGCGGCGGGGAUUCGGUGGCCUUCUUCUUCUUCUUCUUCUUCUUCGCCAUUAGCAUUGUCAUCUUCUACGCAAGAUUAUGCGUCAUCAUCUUUUAUCUCGAGAUUGGUCUUUUUUGUCCUCGCUGCUGGGGCGGGGGCUUUGGCGGCUGUUUACUGGGAGCGGUAUCGGAAUACUAUCGUCUCAUACGGGAGUAGGAGGCGUGGAGGGAAACGCGGGGAUGGGAUUCUGGGUGUUAGUGUUGGCACUCCGGCUGCUUCUGGGAUUUCGUAUGGUGGUGGCGCUGGUGGUAACGCAGGUGGUAAUGGGUAUGGAUAUGGGUAUGGGGGAUAUAGUGCAUCUCGGGAUGCUGGAGGGUUUGCGAGUGGGAAGAGGGAUUGAAAGUUUUUGUGGAGUUUGUGUGAAUACUUGAGUUUUCAUGGACAAUGAUCCUUGGUCAAUAUAUUGUACAGAUACUCGAGAACAGAACACUUCAAACGGAGAAUAGACAUAUCGAGAGAAACGGUCUAUAUCUCCCAAUGCAUGCUCAACCUUCUAACCAAAAGAAGAAAAGAAAGAUCUACCACCCCUGAGCCCUCAUCUUCUGAAUCUUCGACACAGUCUCCUUAAAUGAAAACUUGAACAACCGCCUCCACCUCUGCAUUCUCAGAUUCUUCUGCAUCUGACCCCUCCUCACAUGAAACCUCUGCGCAUUUGCCUGACUCCGCACUUGAUUCUUCGCACAAUUGAUAUUCAAAUUCCUCAACGCAGCCGCAAGAUCCACGCCCCGAAUCGGAUCAACAUGCACCUGCCUCCCCAGCUCGGGACCUAAUUUCAGAUCCACCCGAGGAAGCGCAGUGGCAUGCUGAGUCGGCAGUGGGAGAUGGGAGCGAUUACUAUUAAUGCUCGACACUGUGUUCGUGCCAACGGUCUUGGAGAGCUCCAUGGGGUUAACGAAGACACGCUGAGGGGUGAUCGGUUUCCGGGCAAUGGCGGCGCGUUCACCUUCUUCUUGCCGUGCUCGUCGGAUGGUUUUCGAUGUUUCCCGGAUGUUGCUUAGAUCCAGGCUGCGGAGGAUUGCGUCGGCAUCGGAGGAGAUGGAGAAUCUGCUGUUCUUUAGUUCAGAGGUGUUUGAGUUCGCAUCUGCGUCCGCGUUGGCGUUGGAGUUGGAGUUGGAAUCGGGUUUGGCAUUUGACUUGGGCUUGGAUUUAGAUUUGGGGGUUCCACGGAGAGACGAGAGUAGUUCUUCGGUUGAAGGGAUUCCAGUUGAGUCAUUCGAGUCAGAUGAAGCGUAGCAUCGCUGGGAGAGGGCCAUGAAGCGGUUAUUGGGGCGUGUUGACCGGAGCAUCGGCCUUGAGGAUGCUCGAAGGCAUUGUGCUAGGGUGCGCACUUCCAUUGAGGUGGCCACGGGACGAUAUACAGACAAAUACCAAUUGAAUUGAGCAGUAUCAGAAAUAUUCAGGGAAUCAAAAUACCCCCUUCCCUUUCCCUUUUGAUCGAGCGCUGGAAAGGGCG
Monascus purpureus is the source of this 2451-nucleotide messenger RNA. NCBI's taxonomy places the organism in Eukaryota, Fungi, Ascomycota, Eurotiomycetes, Eurotiales, Aspergillaceae. The record is from the annotation of a GenBank genome assembly.